Molecule: messenger RNA, 1975 nt
Organism: Trachemys scripta elegans
Lineage: Eukaryota; Metazoa; Chordata; Testudines; Emydidae
Gene: RIPK1
Product: receptor interacting serine/threonine kinase 1
Biological process (GO): signal transduction; protein phosphorylation
Molecular function (GO): JUN kinase kinase kinase activity; protein binding; ATP binding
Source: RefSeq, a predicted model, not a curated record
ACUGUCCUUUCCAACCCUGUAAAGAGCGGCAGCUUCACUUUCAGCCAGGAGCAAACAACAGGUUGCCUGCACAACUCAGAACAUGUUGAUUAUGGAGUGGCAUCAUUGGAAGCUUACAAAAGAAGAUGCUUGACCAGUGAUUUGAUUGAGGAACAGAGAAAGGUUCAAGAAGCUGAGUUAGUGAUUUUUCAGUUUCCCUUUUAUUGGUUCAGCAUGCCUGCCAUCAUGAAGGGCUGGAUGGACAGAGUCUUGGUCCAAGGAUUUGCUCACAACUUCCCACAGGGUUAUGAUGAUGGCUUGCUCAAGAUCCAGGAGUAUUGUAUUUUUGUAAACCCUAAGCUCUUGGAGGCUACAAAGAUGUCGCUGGAAGAUAUUCACAUGAACACGCAGGACUUGCUGCAGAAGGAAGAACUAGAUGCUGGAGGAUUUGGAAUGGUUUCUUUAUGUUAUCACAAGAAAUAUGGGCUUGUGGUAUUAAAAACAGUAUAUACGGGACCCCAGCGCACAGAAUAUAAUGCUUCCCUUCUUGAAGAAGGCAAGAUUAUGCGCAAACUAAGUCACGAUCGGGUGGUGAAAUUACUAGGCAUCAUUCUGGAAGAUGGGAACUACUCUCUGGUGAUGGAGUAUGUGCACAAGGGAAACUUGAUGAAAGUACUAAAAACAUCCACUAUUCCCUUGUCUGUGAAAGGGCGGUUCAUCUUGGAGAUCAUUGAAGGAAUGCUUUAUUUAAAUGAGCAGAGUUUGGUACACAAAGACUUGAAACCUGAAAACAUCCUUGUAGACGAUGACUUUCACAUUAAGAUUGCAGAUCUUGGCGUCGCCUGCUUUAAAAACUGGAGUAGACUGACCAAAGAAGAGACCAGCCGGCAGAGGAAAAUCAAGAGCAAUUCCAAGAGCCCAUCCAGGAGCGCCGCUGGCACUCUUUUCUAUAUGGCCCCGGAGCACUUACUCUCAGUUAACACAAAACCUGUGGAGAAGUCAGAUGUUUACAGUUUUGGCAUAGUGCUCUGGGCAAUUUUUGCCAACAAAGAGCCAUAUGAAAAUGCUAUAAAUGAAACACACAUUUGCUUUGGCAUCAUGAAUGGGAACAGGCCAAAUACAGAAGAUAUUAAAGACAGUUGUCCAAAGGAAAUUAUCGACUUAAUGAAGUACUGUUGGCAACAAGAGCCAGAAAAUCGGCCGACCUUUUCAGAAAUUAGUCAGAAAUAUAAGCCAUUUUACUGUGAGCAACUAGAAAAAGAUGUUGAAGAUGACUUGAGAAAGAUAAAGAAAGUGUACCCUGGGCCAACUGAACUUGUGAAAAGGAUGCAGUCCCUUCAGAUAGACUCUGUCGCAGAAUCUCCAAAUAACGGACAUGCACAAACAGAUCAGCCCAAUUCUCUACAUAGCUCUCAGGGUCUCAUGACUGGCAAUGUGGAUGAAGCCAUGUUUGCUCCCUUUCCGGCAAACCAGCCUGUCGAGAGCUGUGAGACCUCCUUUGAGGCUUCUAUGGGCCUAGAAAGAAAACUGCAGGAUGAAUUAAAUUAUCAUAAGUAUGGCAGUCGGAUGGAUAAUUCAGAAAGCCAACCUGUGAUAUACAGUGCUGAAAAGAGAGAGGAGGAAAGAAGACGAAGGGUGUCCUUUGAUCCAUUUGCAACUCCACCUGCUGCUCCACAGAUGUGUGAAUCGUAUCUGCAAGCUGAAAGCACAAGGUCAAAAGCCAGUCCCUAUAGUAACAUGACCAAUUACAGUCAUUUACAACAACCACCACCACCAGCUGCAGCAACUCCAAUAUGGGAAAAUGUACCAUACAAUCCAAAUAUUAUGCAUGGGACAAGGCCUCUAGAUCCGAUAAUAGGCUGUCCAGAGGAUCUCUAUGGAUCAAAUUCAGCCAAUACAUUUAGUCUGAAUAAACCCCCUGUGCCUGAAUCUGGCCUAGACCAGCAUCCACAAGCAUCCACACCUUUGUUUCCAAAGAGCCCGAAUACAGAGACAG